Knipowitschia caucasica is the source of this 1617-nucleotide messenger RNA. Lineage: Eukaryota; Metazoa; Chordata; Actinopteri; Gobiiformes; Gobiidae. The record is from the annotation of a GenBank genome assembly.
AUGGAGCUGAGGGCCCCUGUUCUCCUGCUCCUCCUCAGGGGCCUCCUGCUGAGAGCUGAGGACUGGGCCACGGAGCACGACAAAGAGGAAUACGAUUACGAGCGAGACCCUUCGUUCUGGGACGCUCAGGCUCGUCACUCAUUGGACGCUGCGCUGAAGCUCCGCCCACUGCAGCAUCGAGCCAAAAACAUCAUUUUGUUCCUGGGAGACGGGAUGGGGGUGUCCACAGUGUCUGCAGCCAGGAUCCUGCGGGGGCAGAUGAAGGGCAGGUCUGGAGAGGAGACGGUUCUGUCCAUGGACACGUUCCCGUACGUGGCUCUGUCCAAGACCUACAGUGUGGAUAAGCAGGUAGCAGACAGUGCUAGCACCGCGACAGCAUAUCACUGCGGGGUCAAAGCUAACGCUAAGACCGUGGGCCUCAGUGCAAUGGCCGUGGCCUACGAGUGCAACACCACCUUCGGGAAUGAGGUCUACUCUGUGCUACGGCGAGCUAAAGCUAAAGGUAAAUCCGUGGGGAUUGUGACGACCACGCGGGUGCAGCAUGCGUCUCCUGCUGCUGCGUACGCACACUCUGUGAGCCGCAGCUGGUACAGCGACUCCGACCUGCCGCCCGCCGCGCGCCAACAGGGCUGCGUGGACAUCGCCACGCAGCUGGUCACCAACGUGGACAUAGACGUGAUUCUGGGAGGGGGGAGGAUGUACAUGACGCCCAAAGGGACCUUAGACCCGGAGUAUCCCACCUCCAACUCCCGCAAAGGAGACCGCAAAGACAAGAGAAACCUCAUCGACGUCUGGCUCAAAGCACAACCAAACAAGAGGUCUCAGUACGUCUGGCACCGGAAAGACUUUGAUGAAGUGGAUGUGAAGAAAACAGAUCGACUCAUGGGUUUGUUCGAGCCCAAAGACAUGAGGUUUGAAGUGUUCCGCAACAGCAGCAGAGAUCCGUCCAUCGUGGAGAUGACAGAAAAAGCCAUUCAGAUCCUGAGCAAAAACCCCAAAGGAUACUUUCUGUUUGUGGAAGGAGGGAGAAUCGACCACGGACACCAUGAUGGAAUCGCCAAACUGGCUCUGACUGAGGCCGUGGUGUUUGACGAGGCCAUAAACAGAGCGGGAGAGAUCACUGACCAAUCAGAGACGCUCACGGUGGUCACGGCCGACCACUCACACGUCUUCACCUUCGGAGGCAACACCCCUCGGGGGAAUCCUAUCUUUGGUCUGGCCCCGAAGAAAGCCGAGGACAAGAUGCCUUUCACCAGUAUCCUGUACGCCAACGGCCCGGGCUACGUUCACAUAAACGGAACCAGAGAAAACAUCACCAUGGUGGAUUACUAUGAUGAGGAGUACAUGCAGCAGGCGGCGGUGCCUCUGGACGCAGAGACCCACAGCGGAGAGGACGUGACCAUCUACGCUAAAGGCCCCAUGGCCCACCUCUUCCACGGAGUGAAGGAGCAGAACUACGUGGCUCAUGUCAUGGCCUUCGCUGCGUGUCUGGAGCCGUACGAGGCGUGUGCAGCUCACGUCUGCAGCCACAGCUCAGAAACACACACACACAGCAGGGUUGGGAUGUGGGUCAGGGGACUGGUGGUCUGCAUCACCUGGGUGUGGCUGCUUAGAUGA